CGUUUCUGCGGGCCUUAACGAAUCCCCAGUAGUUCGAACUCACUCUAGCACGCACGUCAUAAUGGCUGGUGGAGGAGAUGUUUCUGCAGUCUCAUAUGCUGCUACCCGUAGGAAAGCACUGGCCGGCCAGUCAGGAUGGGCUGGUUUGGUGCACAACCGCAGAGUAUUCGCAACUGCGGUCUUCGCAUCUCUCGGUGGCUUGCUUUAUGGUUACAAUCAGGGUGUUUUUUCUGGAGUCCUUGGGAUGCAUAACUUUGAACAGAGGAUGGCGUCAGCAGUUGAUGACACUAAUACCAAGGGCUGGCUUGUGUCUAUCCUGGAGUUGGGAGCGUGGUUUGGAGUCCUCGUCAGCGGGUUUCUCACAGACAAAUUGUCCAGGAAGUACACCAUUCUACUCGCCGUUAUCGUGUUCUGCAUUGGCGUCAUUGUACAAACCGCCGCCUUCCAGCCGUCAUCCAUCUACGGAGGUCGAUUUGUGACGGGUAUGGGUGUGGGGGCCUUAAGUGCUGCCGUCCCCUUAUACAAUGCGGAGGUUGCACCUCCCGAGGUUAGAGGCAGUCUCGUAGCUCUCCAACAGCUUGCGAUCACCUUUGGGAUCAUGGUAUCUUUCUGGAUCGAUUACGGAACGAACUUCAUCGGUGGUUCUGGCGACACACAGAGCGAGGCUGCAUGGCGUAUCCCCAUUGCCUUACAAUUAGUUCCCGCCAUUAUUCUCGGCGUUGGCGUGCUUUUCAUGCCGUUCUCACCGAGGUGGCUGAUGAACAAAGGACGUGAAGAAGAGGCCUUGACCGUUUUAGCCCGCGCACGCUAUCUUCCCGUGGAUGACGAACUAGUGCAGAUUGAGUUCUUGGAGAUCAAAGCCCAGGUUGUAUUUGAACAGGAAGUCUCACAGGAGAAGUUCCCUCACCUCCAAGAUGGCAGUCGCAAGUCAGACUUCAAACUGGGGUUCUAUAGCUAUCUAAGUCUAUUGACAACGAAGACUCUGUUCUUCCGUUUGUUGAUAACGACUCUUACUAUGUUCUUCCAGCAAUGGACGGGCGUCAAUGCGAUCCUUUACUACGCACCUACUAUCUUCCAAGAACUCGGCUUGACCGGCAACACAAACUCGCUUCUUGCCACCGGAGUGGUCGGCAUUGUGAUGUUCCUAGCCACCAUCCCGGCUGUUAUCUGGAUUGAUAAAAUUGGCCGCAAACCCAUCUUGAUUUCUGGAGCGUUCAUUAUGGCUGCGUGUCACUUCAUCGUCGCAAUCCUCACCGCAAGAUUCUCCGACGAUUGGCCUGCGCACCGUGCCGCUGGAUGGGUUGCAUGCGCAUUUGUCUGGGUCUUUGCGGCUGCCUUUGGUUAUAGUUGGGGGCCCGUAUCAUGGGUAGUCGUGGCGGAGGUCUGGCCCAUGAGUGUCCGUGGAAAGGGUAUUUCAAUCGGCGCAUCCUCAAACUGGAUGAACAACUUUAUUGUCGGCCAAGUCACCCCCACUAUGCUGGCUCAUAUUGGCUACGGGACGUUUGUCUUCUUCGGCCUAUGGGCUUUCCUCGGCGGCGUUUUCAUCUGGAUGUUUGUGCCCGAAACUAAAGGGCUUACCUUGGAAGAAAUGGACGAGGUCUUCGGCGACUCUGCAGGGACAGCACUGGCAGACCAGCAGCGACAUGCCGAUAUCAGCCGCCGCCUUGGUCUCGACAAGGUUGGUCAGGAUCAUGGAGAUGUAUUCAACAACGACGACAAGAGUUCCCAGAAAGAGAAGGUUUGACGAUACUAUAAUGAGAUGGAUAUUUCCGCUGUCACCCAUUUGCUCAAUAGUCCCGUUCUAUGCCAUGAAAUGAUUUCUUUCAACUGCGUACCUAAGUUAUCUGUCGAAUAAAGACGGAUUGUAAUUGUCUUCGUAUUGCCAAUGCUAC
Molecule: messenger RNA, 1892 nt
Organism: Stereum hirsutum FP-91666 SS1
Lineage: Eukaryota; Fungi; Basidiomycota; Agaricomycetes; Russulales; Stereaceae
Product: general substrate transporter
Exons: 24
Coding region: 62-1744 (560 amino acids)
Biological process (GO): transmembrane transport; carbohydrate transport
Cellular component (GO): membrane
Molecular function (GO): carbohydrate:proton symporter activity
Source: RefSeq, a predicted model, not a curated record